Molecule: messenger RNA, 2033 nt
Organism: Drosophila albomicans
Lineage: Eukaryota; Metazoa; Arthropoda; Insecta; Diptera; Drosophilidae
Product: glucose dehydrogenase [FAD, quinone]
Exons: 1
Coding region: 33-1940 (635 amino acids)
Molecular function (GO): flavin adenine dinucleotide binding; oxidoreductase activity, acting on CH-OH group of donors
Source: RefSeq, a predicted model, not a curated record
AGAUUCAGUUGACAAUCGAAUCGAAUGCAAUUAUGACGGCGGUCAACACCUUCGUGACCAUGUGGCGGUUUCUGCUCACACUGGGACCCUCGGCCAUGGUGAUACUGAUGCUCAACAAGGGCAUCAAGGACUAUCGCAGCGACAUCGUCGAUGAGGCGCAGCGUGUGCGCUCCAUUCACAUCGAGCAGUUGCGCAGCACCUAUGACUUUAUCAUCGUGGGAGGCGGUUCGGCGGGCUGUGUGCUGGCCGCUCGACUCUCCGAGAAUCCGGCGUGGAAUGUGCUGCUGCUGGAGGCGGGCGGCGAUGAGCCGCUGCUGAUGGACUUGCCGCAAAUGUAUCCGGUAUUUCAGCGCAGUCCCUGGGACUGGAAAUACUCCACUGAGCCCACCGAUCGCUAUUGCCUGGCCAUGGAGGAUCGCAGUUGCUUCUGGCCGCGCGGCAAAGUGCUCGGCGGUUGUUCGUCGAUCAAUGCCAUGAUGUACAUACGCGGCAAUCGCCACGACUACGAUCACUGGGCCGAGCUAGGCAACCCCGGCUGGGAUUACGACAAUGUGCUGCAUUACUUCCGCAAGGCCGAGGACAUGCGAGUGCCCGGCUACGAGCACAGUCCGUAUCACGGCCACGGCGGACCGAUCAGCGUUGAACGCUACCGCUCACCGUCGCCGCUGCUCGAUAUCUUCAUGUCGGCCGCGGUGCAACUGGGCUUGGGGCAUCCCGACGGCGACUUCAAUGGCCGCACCCAAAGCGGCUUUGCACCCCCGCACGGGACGCUGCGCGACGGGUUGCGUUGCAGUGCCAACAAGGGCUACAUGCGUCGCAGCUGGCAGCGACCCAAUCUGGAUAUUGUGCUCAAGGCAUUCGUCAAUCGGCUGCUCAUCGCCAAGGAUGCGAGCAAGCGUGUGCUGGGCGUCACCUUCGAGUACGGCCUGGGACACUACAAGGUGCUGGCCAGCCGCGAGGUGUUGCUCUCAGCCGGUGCCUUGGCCAGUCCCCAGCUGCUGAUGGUGAGCGGCGUGGGACCAGCGGAGCAACUGCUGCCGCUCGGCAUUGAGGUGCAUCAGCAUUUGCCAGGCGUGGGCGGCAAUCUGCAGGAUCACAUCUCCACCUCGGGGGCAAUCUACACCUUCGACAGCCCGCAGCCGGGUCAGCACUUGUCGUUCAUUGUGCCCGAGCUGUUGAACGAGAAUUCGGUCAAUGACUUUGUGCAUGGCCAGCGGGGUUUCUUCUACGCCAUGCCUGUGAGCGAGGUGAUGGGCUUUAUACACACACGCUACCAAAAGUCCGGACGGGAUUGGCCCGAUGUGCAGCUGUUCAUGGGCAGCUAUGGCUAUGGCGCCGAUGGUGGCAUGAUUGGGCGACGUGGCGCUGCCAUCACGCUGGAGAACUAUGCGAAUACCUUUGAGCCGUUGAUGUAUCACGAUUCCUUUGUGAUCGCUCCGCUGCUGAUGCGCCCACGAUCGCGUGGAUACGUUCAACUACGGUCUGCGGAUCCCAAAAUACAUCCACGCAUUCAUGCCAACUACUACGAUGAUCCUCUGGACAUGGCCAUCAUGGUGGAGGGCCUCAAGUUGUCCCAUCAGCUCACCCAGACGCCGGCCAUGCAGCGUCUCAAUGCCACCAUGAACAUCUACGAGUGGCGCAACUGUCCCGAGGUCGAGUACCUGAGCGAUGCCUUCUGGGAGUGCCUCGCUCGUUACUACUCCCAGACCAUCUAUCAUCCGGUGGGUACAUGCAAAAUGGCACCUCUAGACGAUCCCUCUGGCGUUGUCGAUCCCCGCUUAAGGGUGCGAGGUCUUCGCGGCUUGCGGGUGAUUGAUGCCAGCAUCAUGCCCACGAUUCCCACGGGAAACACGAAUGCGCCCACGCUGAUGAUCGCCGAGCGCGGAGCGGACAUCAUCAAGGAGGAUUGGCAUCGUUAUACACACGGUGGUUGGCUUUAAUUGAACAGCUUAUUUCACUUAGUUUCAGUCUAGUCUCAGUCACUCUUUAACUUGCUCUCAAUGUUUUCGAAUGAAUAAAGAUAUUUAACUCAA